AAAUUCAUUACUUCUCUGCCUCCUCCUUCUUUACCUUCUGCUUCUGGUUUCCUGCGCAUUGGAAUCCUCCGCUUCCAAGUUUUAUUAGUAAAAUUCAUGGCCAAUCAUUAUCAUCGUCAUCAUCAUCGCCACCAAGCAUUUGACGAGGAGUGUGAUUACCUGUUCAAAGCCGUUCUGAUUGGGGAUUCUGGAGUAGGGAAAUCAAACCUCCUGUCGAGGUUCGCGAACGAUGAAUUCCGUUUGGAUUCCAAGCCCACCAUCGGGGUUGAAUUCGCUUACAGAAAUAUCAAAGUUGACGGUAAACUCAUCAAAGCUCAGAUAUGGGACACCGCCGGCCAAGAAAGGUUUAGAGCAAUCACGAGUUCAUAUUACAGAGGAGCCUUGGGAGCAAUGCUAGUCUACGACAUAACGAGAAAAGAAACCUACGACAGCCUCAGCAAAUGGCUUAGGGAGCUCCGAGAGUAUGGCGACGACGACAUGGUGGUCAUCUUGGUCGGAAACAAAUCUGAUCUGAGCGAUUCAAGACAAGUGGAGGAAGAAGAAGGCAAAAGGCUGGCAGAAGAAGAAGGACUCUGUUUCAUGGAAACCUCUGCAUUACAGAACCUCAAUGUUGAAGAAGCAUUCUUGCAGAUGAUUACCAAGAUUCAUGACAUCACCAACCAGAAAACCUUGGAAGCUAACGACAAUAUUGCCAGAUACAAUGUUCCUUCCGGCAAGGAGAUCAGUUUGGCUGAUGAUGAAGUUACUGCUACCAAACAGCCUACUAAUUGUUGUUCUAGGUGACACAUAUUGAUCCAGGCCAGAUUAAUCCCUUGGAUUUUGCAGGCUUCUAUCAUUAUUUAACUUGACACUAUAACUAUAUAUCCUUGUGUAAAGAUUUCUGAACAUUUGAUAUCAAGUUUUUUUGGUGAAAAAUAUAGCAGUGAGUGAUUUUGUUCUGAUAGACUAAUCUAUGAUGUUCAUAUAAUGAUAACUAAUUGAUAUU
Neltuma alba is the source of this 985-nucleotide messenger RNA. Its product is annotated as ras-related protein RABA6b-like. Gene Ontology annotation, molecular function: GTP binding; GTPase activity. Lineage: Eukaryota; Viridiplantae; Streptophyta; Magnoliopsida; Fabales; Fabaceae. The transcript has 2 exons. The coding region runs from base 97 to 783 and encodes 228 amino acids. The record is from RefSeq and is a predicted model, not a curated record.